GCCCUGCGAAGUCCAUGCCAAAACUAGCAGUGGAUUUCUCCCAUCUAACCUCCCCUUAUGCCUUAUUCGAUUAUUGUCACUGCUCUCUGACCAUGCACUGUCGCUUCAGACUCUCAUUUCCCAACUAAGUCAGUCAGAGGAGGCUAAGUGUCCAUUAGGACGUACUCUAAGACCGCAAACCACCUUGUUCCAUGUGAAAAGACGGAACAGAGAGUGAAGAGAGCAAGGGGAACCCUGCAAGUUUAGCUGGCAACCUUCUCACCUACUGGAUUACUGGCCAGACACAAACAAGAAGGGCUAUGAGUGGUCCGGGAGAUUGCUCUAGUUAAUUGGCAAAGGGGAGCUGGUUGGGAGGAGGAGAACCCAGGAGGAGGGAGAACUGGGCAUUUCAGUGCACCGCAGGAUGGCAUCGCCUCUGCCCUGGCUCUACAUUAUUCUAUGGGUAGAAAAUGCCCUAGGGAAACUGGAAGAUGAAGGAAACUUCUACUCCAGAAACAUCAGUCGGAUCUUGGACAACUUGCUUGAAGGCUAUGACAAUCGGCUGCGACCGGGAUUUGGAGGUGCUGUCACUGAAGUCAAAACAGACAUUUACGUAACAAGUUUUGGGCCCGUGUCAGAUGUGGAGAUGGUACAGAUGGCUAUAGGAUUCAUAGUAAGCGGCAAUGAAAACCUGAACCAGCCUUCUAGAACAAAGUAUAUUAUGAUAUUCCUUCAUAUUUCUCAGGAGUAUACAAUGGACGUUUUCUUCCGCCAGACUUGGACCGAUGAGAGGUUGAAGUUUGGGGGGCCAGCUGAGAUUCUGAGUUUGAAUAACCUGAUGGUCAGUAAAAUCUGGACACCUGACACUUUUUUCAGGAAUGGCAAAAAAUCAAUUGCUCACAAUAUGACAACUCCUAACAAACUCUUCAGAAUAAUGCAGAAUGGAACAAUUCUAUACACCAUGAGGCUUACCAUCAACGCUGACUGUCCUAUGAGGCUGGUUAACUUUCCUAUGGAUGGGCAUGCUUGUCCACUCAAGUUUGGGAGUUAUGCUUACCCCAAAAGUGAAAUCAUAUAUACAUGGAAAAAAGGACCACUUUACUCAGUGGAAGUCCCAGAAGAAUCUUCAAGCCUCCUUCAGUAUGAUCUGAUUGGACAAACAGUAUCUAGUGAGACAAUUAAAUCUAACACAGGUGAAUACGUAAUAAUGACAGUUUAUUUCCACUUGCAAAGGAAGAUGGGCUAUUUUAUGAUACAGAUCUAUACUCCUUGCAUUAUGACGGUCAUUCUUUCCCAGGUGUCUUUCUGGAUUAAUAAGGAGUCUGUUCCAGCCAGAACUGUCUUUGGGAUCACCACUGUCUUAACCAUGACCACUCUAAGCAUCAGUGCCAGGCACUCCUUGCCAAAAGUGUCUUAUGCGACCGCCAUGGAUUGGUUUAUAGCUGUUUGCUUUGCUUUUGUCUUCUCUGCUCUUAUUGAGUUCGCAGCUGUCAACUACUUUACCAAUCUUCAGACACAGAAGGCCAAAAGGAAGGCACAGAUUGCAGCCUCACCCCCAGUGACAAUAGCAAAAGCGACUGAACCCUUGGAAGCUGAGAUUGUUUUGCAUCCUGAUUCCAAGUACUAUCUGAAGAAAAGAAUCACCUCUCUGACGUUGCCAAUAGUUCCAUCCUCCAGCACAGUCCUCACAAGAGCUCCCAUCUUACAGUCAACACCUGUCACGCCCCCACCCCUCUCUCCUACCUUUGCGGGUACCAGUAAAAUAGACCAGUAUUCUCGGAUUCUCUUCCCAGUUGCAUUUGCAGGAUUCAACCUUGUAUACUGGAUAGUUUAUCUUUCCAAAGACACGAUGGAAGUGAGCAGCAGUGUUGAAUAGGUUGUAGCCGUAAUAACCUGUAUUCUGUGAGUUCUCAUUUUCUGAAUGUUUAAAAAUAGCAAUGAGACUUGUAUAGAUGCUUUUCUGAACAUGAAAUCGAAAUUGAAAAUCUCUCACACAUAGCUUUGAGUAAGCAUGUAUGGGCAAGAAAAGCAAUAACGUUACUCUUCAAAAUUGGAAGGUGAAGGUUGGUGAAAAAUAUGACUUUUCCGCACAUUAGAGAAAAUUUUAUAAAAGGAUAAAAUGGAUUCAAGAUGAAGUUGCCAAUCUUUGUCCUUCAUUGUUUAAUAUUUUAAUUGUCACUGUGAAUAUCAUUUACCACAAAGCAAAUAAAAAUAAGAAAUGCUGACACUUCCAAA
Messenger RNA from Orcinus orca (killer whale), 2214 nucleotides. It is a transcript of the gene GABRA6, whose product is annotated as gamma-aminobutyric acid type A receptor subunit alpha6. Bases 404 to 1855 code for a protein of 483 amino acids. The transcript is spliced from 10 exons. The record is from RefSeq and is a predicted model, not a curated record. Gene Ontology annotation, molecular function: GABA-A receptor activity; benzodiazepine receptor activity; GABA-gated chloride ion channel activity. Gene Ontology annotation, cellular component: neuron projection; GABA-A receptor complex; postsynapse. Gene Ontology annotation, biological process: regulation of postsynaptic membrane potential; signal transduction; gamma-aminobutyric acid signaling pathway. NCBI's taxonomy places the organism in Eukaryota, Metazoa, Chordata, Mammalia, Artiodactyla, Delphinidae.